AUGGCCUCGCAGCUAGAGUCACCGCCGCCGUCGCUGGCGCCGGCGAAGUAUGGCCCGGUGGCUACCACCACCGCCAUCACUGCUAUAGCUCAGGCUGACGAUGUCCUGCGGGAGAUCUUCCUCCGUCUCCCUUCCCUCCCGAGCCUCGUCCGCGCCGCCCUGGCCUGCCGCACCUUCCUCCGCGCCGUCCGUUCGUCCUCCGGCUUCCGCCGCUGCUUCCGGGCGCUCCACCCUCCCCAAAUCCUUGGAUUGUACGAAGACCCAUGGAAACCAUGCAUUCCUGCCUUCGUCCCCCUCCGUAGCCUUUCCGACCAAGACCUGACCGCCGCCGUUCGCGGCGCCGAUUUCCUCCUCACCCGCAUCCCGGAAGACAGUGGCGACCCCGGGUGGGAGAUGCACGACUGCCGCUGCGGCUACGUCGUCCUCCACCACAAGGGCACCAAGCAGAUCGCCGCCUACAACCCCCUCACGCAGCCGUUGGAUAUCUUCCCCCGCCCGCCCCAAGAGGCCAACUGCGAUUCUCGAUACCUUAAUUUCCGCAUCAUCUUCUCCGGAGAGGACCAGAGGUCAUUCCAUGUGGUCUGUGUCCGUCGCCGCAAGUGGCGCCGGCGCAUACGGGUUCGCAUCUCUGUCUUCUCACCAGACAUUAGGGUGUGGCAGGGUUUCUCGUGGGUAGAGUUCUCGACGACGCAAGCGCAACCAGCUGGGGAGGAUGGAGGUGACAACAACAAUGCCUACAUUAACAUUGCUACACUGGUCAAUGCAUAUGAUAGGUUAUCCCGUUGUUAUAUCAAGAACCAACCAUACAUGCUCAACACCUCAAUGCCGCAUUUAUGUCGAAUUGAUUUGCCGCGGCCCUUGAAAGAUAUGGACCCUAGACAUGUUGAACUUGGUUGGACCAAGGACGGGAAGCCCUGCUUGGCUUGCAUAGAUGACUUCCAUGCAAACAAAGGAACGCUUGCUCUUUGGAUGUGGAGAGCCGACGACGGUGAUGGUGUUGACAAAUGGAUGCCACACAAGGUUUUCCCACUGAAUACGUUUAUCGAUGUCACUAUGUGUUCGAAAGAGUACAUCGUUAAUGUAGAUUUUGUGGCGGUGAUCGAUGGGUUUGCGUUCCUGUCUAUUGAUUAUGCUAUAUACAGUGAGUGCCUCAUAUCCUUCUGCCCGGAAACAGAGAAUGUAAACAAGCUCUUCAGUCAUACAUUGGACUGCAAUAUCCACCCCUACAUCAUGGCAUGGCCUCCUUCUUUGGUAGGCAACAAGGAGGAUUUAGAAACCAAAGUUACUGGAGACAAUUUGGUGGAUGAUGGUCCUGUGGUCACCGAAGAAACUCCCUCUGUUCUUGUCACCGCAUUGCGGUCAUAUAAGGAAGCUCUGAUUAAUGGCAAUGGGGCAAAAGUUGCAGAGAUAGAGGCAUUUCUACUAUUUAUCGAGGGCGAGAAGAAGUCUCUAGUUGCAGAAUAGAAAACCGCGAGACAUUGUAUCUUAAGGAUAAGUGACGGUGUUGAUGGCUACAGGAGAAGGGCAGAAAGAGAGAGGCUGUGACAAGUUGAACCAGCCUCUUUGGGAUGACCAUGUUGUAUUUCUUCUGAUGAGUCUUGUUUAUAUGUGUUGGUACUUCAGUUUCUGGACGGUGUGGCGAUAACAUCAUCUGCUAGUUUCAUAUACUUGUAGGAUAGCAAGGGAACACUGCAGGCAUAAGCUACGGCUAAUGAGGGUAACCAUCAGUAUGACUAUUUGGCAAGAGACCAAAUCAUGAGCUUAUCUUCCCGGAGGUUGCUAUUUUACUGUGCAUCACCGAGUUGACAGUUGAGACCCACUUUGCUUCUUGGCUUGAGUACUUAUCUGCUGUGGAUCUACUCUUUUUUAUCUCUUCA
Molecule: messenger RNA, 1877 nt
Organism: Triticum aestivum (bread wheat)
Lineage: Eukaryota; Viridiplantae; Streptophyta; Magnoliopsida; Poales; Poaceae
Exons: 3
Coding region: 1-1464 (487 amino acids)
Molecular function (GO): protein binding
Source: RefSeq, a predicted model, not a curated record